ACAUAGCUUAAGUGUUUUGUGGGAAGGUGCAAGAACAAGUGCGUGUCUAACUAGAAGUGUUACUACAUCAUUGGAUCUACUUAUGCGUUAGGAUCUAGUGCCGGAUAGGUUACUCGGUAGUGUGUACUGUGUAGUAGCGGUUGACCCCGUGUCUGUUGAGCGCACGCAACGGCAACUGUUGGACAAUGUGUGAAAUUACGCGCGUGCCUGUGGAUCACACGGUUUCCGAUUGUUUAUGCGAAUGAACGAAUAGUUUAAGGUGGUUGGACGAUUAUGGUUUGUCGGCGCUAAUCGUGUACAAUUAGUACAUUAGGAUCGGAUUGGAUUUAUGGCCAUCAACUUAGGAGUCAAACAUGAGUAUCCGCAGCUGUUGAGGUCUGGACUGGACUGAAUAAGUCAAGCACAAAAGUAUCUGUGCUGUGUGAAUAACGAGAGAAGAAUGGGUUUUUACUCAGCCCGAUGGUGCUGAUUUCAAGCACGGUCUCAAAUGUCCAGAUAAAGUGCGCGCGCAGUACCACGUCCGAAUUUAAAUAUGCUCACCUUGUGCGCCAACCACGGAAUCGAACAAUAUGUUUUAGUUAAUCGUGAGAAUUUCCCAUCCCCAUCAGACAAGAAGGCUUCUAAAAGGUGUUGAGCGCGUGGCGGAGAAACAACAAAUCUGAUUCAAGAUUCAUAGUGGUGAAGAACAAAUAAUGAACGAAAAGAAUGAUUGUUAAAACAAACGCAUUCCCGGCAUAGACUUUCGGGGCCAGCCAGGUUUGGCAAGUGAAAUGAAAAGUGCCAGCAGUGUGCUAUCUACCAACUGCGCGAUUGUGUGAUUCAAGAGUGAUUAUCUACUGACCAACGAAAGACGUUGCCGUUGAGUUAUUACUGUGUAGAAGAAUAGCAGCGACUCGAGAAAGAGCACGUAUAGCGGCUCAGCAAUGACGACACUUCUGAAGAACGUGACCAACAGUAUCUGGCAUGCGUUUCGCGCUUUGCAGCAGGAUUGCUCCGGUUUUGUGGGGAAAUCGAAAUUGAAGGUCCUGACGGCCAACAUUGCCACCCUGCUGGAUCUGUACGGCGUAGAGCGAGGGCUCGAUCACUACCGAUCGACACCGACGCUGAACUUCGAUCACUAUCUGUACUAUCUGAGCCAGGAGGUGUUCUGUUCGAUGUCCAACGAACUCCCGCUGUCGGCGGUGCGCAACUACGAGAGCAAGAUCGAUGAGGUGUGCUGGUUGGUUUGUCACAAGGACUUUCAGCUCAAGGAUGCCUACUUCACCGAGGAGGUCACCUACCAGUUGUUCCGGAUAUUUUGCAUGAUGGCCGAUUUGUACAACGAUGAGUUGGACGAUAAUUUAUUCACGGUGAAGAUCCAUCCUUCGGAGGCGCUGAUCGUCGUAAAGCAGCUGUUGAACUCACUUGGGUUGGACUACAACAACGAGGAAAAGUACGACUAUUUGAAAAAAUGGGACGAUGGGUUGGAUUUUGGGGAAUUCUUGGCGAUUUUGAGAUUCAAAGACUUUGACAAGCUGAACGAUUACGUGGCGUCGAUUUGUGAGGCCAUCAGAGACAUCUAUCAGACGUUGAUCAUGGAUGUGAUCAAGAAGGGUUAUCUGUUCCGGAGGGGCUAUGUGUUGCCUACGUUUCGGGAGUACUUUUUCGUGCUUCAACCUUGUGAGUUGACGUAUUAUAAGCAUCAUACGGAUCGAGAGGUCUGCGGAACGAUAGCACUCGAUUCGAAAUUCACUGUGAAGCCAUUUAUACCGUCCUCGGGAAAGACUGAGCGCAUUCCGAAGUUUACCCUGAUUUCUGGGGAUCGCGCGUACGAAUUGGGAGCACACGAUCACAAAACACGCCUCCAGUGGAUAUCGGCACUACAGUUGGCCAUCACGUAUUCAACCGGGCGGGAAGGUUUCCAACGAGAUACGGUUAACCGGAGAAAGCAGCAACGGGAAUUGGAACUGAGGAAGCGGCAAGAAGAGGAGCGUCUACGUAGCAUUCAUCUGAAGCAGCUGGAAGAAACCAAUGUUCAGCUGGAGCAGGAGAAGCUGGCUCGUCUAGCGGCGGAAUCGCAGGCGCGGCAGUACGAAGCGGUAGCACGAGAAGACUCUCGCAGGGUCGCUGAACUAGAGGAUGUCAAGCUGUGUCUAGAGAGGAUGCUGGAGGAUGAGAUUCAGGCCAAACGGGACGAAGAGAUUGUGAGAGCACUACAAGCACGUGUGUUAGCCGAGGAGUGGGAGAAACGUGAAGAGUUAGAGCAACUGCAAUCCGAGCAGAAGGCCUUGCUGGAACUGGAGCGGCAGAAACGGAUUGAGUUCGAACAUAUGCAGCAGGAAAACGAAAAGCGCUUCAAGGAAGCGGAGCAGAAGUUACGUCAACUGGAGGAAGAACGGAAGAAGCUGGAUCGAGAACUUAACAUGGCCAGGCAGAAGAUACAGCUGUCCGAGGACAACAAGGGUAUAGUCGAGGCCAAACUACAGAAAUUUGUUUUGCAGGCCAUUGCCCCGACGUAUCGCAAAGCACCGGACUUCAUGAUUCGCAGGACGCAGUCGUUUGUGGCAUCCGAUCGGCCGGUGAUCGUUGCGGUUCCUCGAUAGACUGCUGCUUUGUUUUGCAGUGCCAGUAACCCGAUCUUGCUUUAGUCAUUCGAGGACAACCACGGAGAUGGAUCGUUCUUUCUGUUAAAGUUAAUUAUUAGGUUAGGUUAUUUAAGAAAUUCAGUAUUUUUUAUUAUCGUUUGGUGCCGCCACUAACUCAUUGUGAAGCAAUAUUUUAAGUGUAACUUUUUUUUAUAAAGUAUACCUUUUACAUUCCAUUAACA
Molecule: messenger RNA, 2806 nt
Organism: Aedes albopictus (Asian tiger mosquito)
Lineage: Eukaryota; Metazoa; Arthropoda; Insecta; Diptera; Culicidae
Product: switch-associated protein 70
Exons: 5
Coding region: 924-2582 (552 amino acids)
Cellular component (GO): cytoplasm; nucleus
Source: RefSeq, a predicted model, not a curated record